UCUCAGGGCAUCUCCUUAUUCUUUGUGUCCCUAAGGUACUUCAGUGAAGAAUAGCCUGUGGAAAGUAACCUGCUUUCUUAGGAUUAGGUUGUGUAUCCUACUGUUCCUUGGUUAAGUGAAGGUGUUCUCCUGGUUGUCUUUUCUCCACAUCUUUUGAGACUUAGCAACUGCUCCGCAGAAGUGCCCCCUGUGUAAAACCCCAGGCUCUUGCACAAUGUACCAGUCCAGCUUUAUGCCACGGGAAUAUUACCCAGCCAUGAUCCCACCUUCUGCCUACACCUACCCACCUCUGCGGCCUGGGAGAGCAGAAAACAUGUCCAGAUCUGUGAUGUUCCCUCCCAUCCACAUGCCCAACUUCUACAGUCGACCCAUCACCUUUGUGGUGGACCGGAACAGCUACCCUGACUAUGCGGGAGGUCAGGUGGAGUAUCAUCAUCUCUAUAGUGCCUCCAACCCCUACAUCUAUCCAUACCACACCUGGCACUUCCCUCCCAUGGUCCCUAUCCCUCUCUACAAUCCCUAUGCAAACUACCAUCCCUAUGCUACCUGCCAGAGGUCAGAUCAGUAUCGAGAUACGUGGCCAGAAGGCUUCACAAUGAGAGGGGAGCUUCAAUGGGGGAAGCUUGGAAAGGUGUUUGGGCCAAGGAAAGACCUCCCAGAAUUUGUGAAGGAUGAUCUCCGGAGGGUUUAUGGCACCUACCCUCGGACCAAUGUUUCCAUAUCCUAUCGGAAAGGAGAGUUCUUGGUCAAGGGAGACCCCAAGAUAGAAGACCAGGAAUAUGCAGUGGAGAAAAAAGUCAUCCAGCAGGCUGUGACCCCCAGUGCCAGUGAGGCAGAUGACAGCAGUGAGGACCGGAACCGUAAGAAGAAAAAGAAACUGAGACAUUGAGGUAGUCAGAUACCCAAUGGACUGAUGCUCUAGUACCCUCAUGGGAGCCAGUUGGCAGCUGGUUUUGGUGUGGUUGGCAAAUAACACAAGCAAUGGAUGCCACCAUUCUUGUAGAUUUCUUUUAAUUUCUCCUCAUUCACCACAACGUUAUGGCAGGUUUACCAUUUUUGAUGCAAAAGGCUCAUCCUGUGAAGAAACCACAUGGCACUUUACUGUUGGAUCAACUCAUUGGUCCUGAUUUUGAAAUGAACAUUUGAUUUCCACAAGUUUGGUUGACUGGUCACAGCCUGGUGGGGGAAUCUCCAAACUGCAGCCCUUGAUCAGAGAAAUGGGCCUCUUCCUACCUUGUCCAGGGGAAGGGCCUGUAAGCUGGUUCUCUUCCUGGAGAAAUGAAAGCUGAAUUUCCUUCAGGCUGAGGGCAGUGCAGGUCCCAGAAGACACAGGGGUUCUUGAACACUCUAAAGAACAAUUGUCUGCAUGUCUUGUCACUGCUGUUUAUGACCAUAUCACUGCGCUUUAUCACUACAUGAGGCCUGUAUGCAGCACUUCCUUACACUCUGGUGUCCCCAUCCUCUUACACUUGAUAAUGUGGUGCUCAGUACUCCUGGCCACAUGUCCUUAUUGAAACUGCUCUUGAGGCCCUGCUCUGGGUCUGACUUGGCUCUGGUUCAAGGUGCUGGCUCCCCAAUGAGGAUACUGGAAUUGUGUGUACCACAGCACUUCCAUAGCUUGGUGGUUGUACUGGAAGAGCUGCGCUGGAGGGUUGUGAGGGGCUGGGUCUGACUUACUUGCAAACUUCUGUACCUUUUAAAUGAUUAUAAACAAUAAAAAAACCCAAAUGCAAA
This is a messenger RNA of Lonchura striata (white-rumped munia), 1734 nucleotides long. RefSeq names its product chromosome 6 C10orf95 homolog (gene C6H10orf95). The record is from RefSeq and is a predicted model, not a curated record. NCBI's taxonomy places the organism in Eukaryota, Metazoa, Chordata, Aves, Passeriformes, Estrildidae.